Sorex fumeus (smoky shrew) is the source of this 1451-nucleotide messenger RNA. RefSeq names its product WD repeat containing, antisense to TP73 (gene WRAP73). Bases 94 to 1446 code for a protein of 450 amino acids. Gene Ontology annotation, molecular function: protein binding. The record is from RefSeq and is a predicted model, not a curated record. Gene Ontology annotation, biological process: microtubule anchoring at mitotic spindle pole body; protein localization to mitotic spindle pole body; mitotic sister chromatid segregation. The transcript is spliced from 12 exons. NCBI's taxonomy places the organism in Eukaryota, Metazoa, Chordata, Mammalia, Eulipotyphla, Soricidae. Gene Ontology annotation, cellular component: MWP complex; mitotic spindle; microtubule organizing center.
GCUUUCGCGCUCACUUCCGGCCGCGGCUGGCGGUUGCGGGAGCCCGCGGGCGCUGGGCAGCUGUCGGCGCGGGUCCGAGCGGGCGGCGCGGCUAUGGACUUCUCGGAGAUGUUCAAGGUCUCGGGGCAGCUCUGCAAGUUCUCUCCGGACGGCAAGUACCUGGCAUCCUGCGUUCAGUACCGGCUGGUGGUCCGGGAUGUGCACACACUGCAGGUGCUGCGGCUGUUCCCGUGCCUGGACCGGGUGCAGCACCUAGAGUGGUCGGCCGACUCUCUCUUCCUGCUCUGCGCCAUGUACAAGCGGGGGCUGGUGCAGGUGUGGUCCCUGGAGCAGCCCGAGUGGCACUGCAGGAUUGACGAGGGCUCAGCGGGGCUGGUGGCCUCCUGCUGGGGCCCCGACGGGCGCCACAUCCUCAACACCACCGAGUUCCACCUCCGCAUCACAGUCUGGUCCCUGUGCACCAAGUCCGUGUCCUACAUCAAGUACCCGAAGGCCUGCCAGCAGGGCAUCGCCUUCACACUGGACGGCCGCCACAUGGCCGUGGCUGAGCGGCGUGACUGCAAGGACUACGUGAGUGUGUUCGUCUGUGGCGACUGGCAGCUGCUGCGGCACUUUGAAACGGACACACAGGACCUGGCGGGCGUGGCCUGGGCCCCCAACGGUUGCGUGCUGGCCGUGUGGGACAGCUGCCUGGAGUACAAGAUCCUGCUCUACUCCCUGGAUGGCCGGCUGCUGGCCACCUACUGCGCCUAUGAGUGGUCCCUGGGCAUCAAGUCUGUGGCCUGGAGCCCCAGCAGUCAGUUCCUGGCGAUCGGGAGCUACGACGGAAAGGUGCGCGUCCUAAACCAUGUGACCUGGAAGGUGCUCACAGAGUUUGAGCACCCCGCCACCAUCAGCAGUUCCAAAGUCGUCGUGUACAAGGAAGCCGAGAAGAGCCCCCGUGUGCCGCUGGGCCAGCGCCCCCUCCCUCCACGCGGAGCCUCUGUGGAGAGCAAAUAUGAGAUCGCCUCGGUGCCCGUCUCCCUCCAGACUCUGAAGCCCGUGGCUGACAGAGCAAACCCCAAGAUCGGCGUGGGCCUGCUGGCCUUCAGUCCCGACAACUACUUCCUGGCAACGAGGAAUGACAACAUGCCGCAUGCCGUAUGGAUCUGGGAUGUGCAGAAGCUGAGGCUGUUCGCGGUGCUGGAGCAGCUGGCCCCCGUGCGCUCCUUCCUGUGGGACCCCCGGCAGCCGCGGCUGGCUGUGUGCACAGGUGGGGCCAGAGUAUACCUGUGGUCACCUGCCGGCUGUGUGUCGGUACAGGUGCCUGGUGAAGGAGACUUCCAGGUACUCUCCAUGUGCUGGCACCGCUCGGGGGACUCCCUGGCCCUCCUCGGCAAGGACCAUUUCUGCCUGUGCUUCCUGGAGCAGGAGGGCAUCGGCAUGGCCGCAGGGAAGCACAUGUAGGUGUG